Physcomitrium patens is the source of this 2018-nucleotide messenger RNA. Its product is annotated as GDP-Man:Man(3)GlcNAc(2)-PP-Dol alpha-1,2-mannosyltransferase. NCBI's taxonomy places the organism in Eukaryota, Viridiplantae, Streptophyta, Bryopsida, Funariales, Funariaceae. Gene Ontology annotation, cellular component: endoplasmic reticulum membrane. Gene Ontology annotation, molecular function: GDP-Man:Man(3)GlcNAc(2)-PP-Dol alpha-1,2-mannosyltransferase activity. The record is from RefSeq and is a predicted model, not a curated record. Gene Ontology annotation, biological process: dolichol-linked oligosaccharide biosynthetic process; protein N-linked glycosylation.
GCGCCUUUUAGUAAAAUGCAACAGGACUUGGAAAAAAUAGCCAUCGAGGGGCAACCUAAGAGUGGCCAGGCUGUCGUUGUGAACUCGGAAGAAGUUCAAAGUCGACGAAGACAAAGUCGAAGAGAGUUUGGGAGGUUUGGGAUCCGAAAUGCAGCUUCUUCGCUUGCUGCCGUCAGCACUUUUCGGAGCGGCCUUGCUCUGUGCUGUGGUUUUCUUGAAGACUGUGUUGCGUGCCAGGAGGAGCGUCAAGCCCGUGGUAGCGUUUUUCCACCCUUACACGAAUGAUGGAGGCGGAGGAGAGCGCGUGUUGUGGUGUGCCGCCAGAGCAGUCCAGGAGAUGGCGCCGGCUCUGGACAUUGUUGUGUAUACAGGCGAUUCGGCCACGCCUGAGUCACUGGCUGCGCGCGCCCUGGAUCGCUUCGGCGUCAGACUCGUUAAGGCUCCUCUGGUGGUGAAAUUGGACAAGAGGAAGUGGGUGGAAUCUAAGACAUAUCCUCGUUUCACUAUCAUAGGUCAAAGCUUGGGCUCUAUGGUACUGGCAUGGGAAGCAUUGAGCAAAGUAACUCCAUUAAUAUUUUUGGAUACAAGCGGCUAUGCUUUUACUUACGUAUUUGCACGAGCUGCGGGAUCUCUAGUAGUAUGUUAUACACACUAUCCGACUAUCAGCACGGAUAUGCUAAAUCGAGUUCGUGAUCGGACAGCUCUUUACAACAAUGAUAUCCGGAUUUCACGCAGCUUUUUGUUAUCUAUGGCGAAGGUGUGGUACUAUAGAGCAUUGGCGCAGCUUUACGGACUGGCAGGUCGAUGUGCACACUUAGCAAUGGUAAAUUCAUCGUGGACUCGAGCUCAUAUCAAUGCAAUCUGGAGAAUACCUAAUCGUACUGUCUUGGUAUACCCACCGUGUGAUACUCUUACACUCCAGGCACUUCCUCUGGAGCGAUUACCACAGAAGCAAUAUAUCAUAUCUGUCGCUCAAUUCCGUCCAGAAAAGGCACAUGACUUACAGCUGGAAGCAUUUGCGUUGGCACUCGAACAGCUUUCUCUUCAGAAUAUGGAGGCGCGUUUGAAGCUGGUUGGAAGCUGUCGAAAUCAGGAAGAUGAAAAUAGGGUGGAUUCCUUGAAACAGAGAUGUCAAGAUCUAGGCUUGGAGCAGAACGUUGAUUUUUGCCUCAAUGUGCACUACUCCGAACUGGUGAAGUUGCUCGGGGGUGCAAUAGCAGGUCUGCACACCAUGACUGAUGAACACUUUGGCAUCGUUGUGGUGGAGUAUAUGGCUGCGGGAGCCGUUCCCAUUGCGCACAAUUCGGCAGGCCCAAAACUGGAUAUUGUGGUCAAUGAAGGUGGACACCGGACAGGGUUUCUUGCCAGUAGCGUCUCUGAGUUUGCAGAUGCUAUGUGCCAUGUGGUUACACUGCCAGCUAAUGAGAGAAUGGAGAUAGCGCAAGCAGCUAGAGUUCGUGCAGCCCUCUUUUCUGAAUCUGAGUUUGAUUCAGCAUUCAAGAAAGCUAUGAAUCCCUUAAUUGAGCAAGCGUUUAGAUUUGCUUGUAACGCCGAAUCUAGAUGAAGAGGAAGGAAUGGGUACCGAAGGAUGUCUGGAAGUUUCCGAUUCUGUAGGCAUUAUUGUUGGCAUCCCUUGCGCGUGGGCUUCGGCGUUGCAGUGGUGUCCCAUCAAUCUUUUCACGCGCAUCAUAGUCGGACCUUGUACAAAGAGGAGGGCAGGAGAAAAGUGGUGCUGGUCGCCAUGCUCAUAUCUAAGUGCAAUUUUAGCCUUCAAAUUGAGAUGUUUCUACUUGUAACAUUGGAAUGGAGCAGAAGGUCUCUAUCAUUGAGAACUUCAACGUUAAAACUGGCUCAAUAUCGGAUAUGUUAUUAGAUUUAGGAACAAAUUCAAGAGGGAAUGUCCAGGCAGGCUUUUCAGUUUUUGUGAUUUUUAGAACAGCUGCUGUGGGAGUAGGACGAAGGGUUAACGACCCUUGAAUAUCUGGUUAAGCUAUCAUACAAGCCGUCAUAUUACCUAC